This is a messenger RNA of Prunus mume (Japanese apricot), 1591 nucleotides long. Its product is annotated as beta-glucosidase 12-like. NCBI's taxonomy places the organism in Eukaryota, Viridiplantae, Streptophyta, Magnoliopsida, Rosales, Rosaceae. Gene Ontology annotation, molecular function: beta-glucosidase activity. The record is from RefSeq and is a predicted model, not a curated record. Gene Ontology annotation, biological process: carbohydrate metabolic process.
AUGGCUACGCAAUUAGGAUAUUUUCUCUUAUGCGUGCUGCUACUAACUGGCUUUGCAUUGACAAAUAGCAAAGCUGAUAUCGGAGCUACACCCACUAAUUAUGACACUGCUUCUCUCAAUAGGAGCAGUUUUCCAGAGGGGUUCAUAUUUGGUGUAGGUUCUGCAUCUUACCAAUAUGAAGGUGCUGCAAAAGAGUAUGGUAGAGGACCAAGCAUAUGGGAUAUCUACACCCACAAGUAUCCUGAAAAGAUUACUAAUAGAAGCAAUGGAGAUAUCGCUGUGGAUCAAUAUCACCGUUAUAAGGAAGAUGUGGGGAUUAUGAAGAAUAUGGGGUGGGAUGCGUAUAGGUUCUCUAUUUCAUGGUCCAGAUUGUUACCAAAUGGAAAGUUAAGUGGAGGAGUGAAUAAGGAAGGAAUCAACUACUACAACAAUCUCAUCAAUGAGCUCCUACGCAAUGGUUUGAUGCCAUUUGCGACACUCUUCCAUUGGGAUCUUCCCCAAACUUUAGAAGAAGAAUACGGUGGUUUUUUAAGCCCUCGUAUUAUCCAUCAUUUUCAAGACUAUGUAGAACUUUGUUACAAGGAAUUCGGUGAUAGAGUAAAGCAUUGGACCACGUUGAAUGAACCAUAUACCUUUAGUAACUAUGGUUAUGGAAUCGGGUCAUUUGCACCUGGACGAUGCUCCGCUUGGCAGCAGCUAAACUGCACCGGCGGAGAUUCAUCUACUGAACCAUACUUGGUAACACACCACCUACUCCUUGCGCAUGUAACUGCGGUAAAAUUGUACAAGAAUAAAUAUCAGGCAUCUCAAAAAGGAGUGAUAGGGAUAACACUAGUGUCACAUUGGUUUGUACCCCUGUCUGAAGAAGCGAAAAAUAAAAAUGCUGCAUUACGAGCUUUGGAUUUUAUGCUUGGAUGGUUUGCGGAGCCAUUGACAAGUGGUGACUAUCCACAAAGCAUGCGAUCAUUUGUUGGAAGUCGAUUACCAAAAUUCACAGAACAACAAUCCAAGUUGUUGAUUGGGUCAUUUGAUUUUCUUGGACUAAAUUAUUAUGCUGGUUACUAUGCAAGUGAUGCACCUCAAAAUAACUCUGUACAUGCAAGCUACGUAACAGAUGCUCGGGUUAAUCUUUCAUCUGAGCGUCACGGGGUCCCUAUUGGUCCAAAGGGUGCUUCGGACUGGCUAAAUAUUUAUCCAAGAGGAAUUCAAGAUCUUUUACUGUACACAAAGAAUAAGUAUCAUGAUCCACUCAUUUAUGUUACUGAGAAUGGUGUGGAUGAGUCCAAUGAUCCCAAAUUAUCACUUGUGGAAGCCCUUAAUGAUACCCAUAGAGUUGACUACUACAAUCAUCAUCUCUAUUAUGUUCAAAGUGCAAUUGAAAAUGGUGUCAAAGUGAAGGGAUAUUUUCCGUGGUCAAUGCUAGACAACUUUGAAUGGAGUUCUGGAUACAAUGUUCGAUUUGGUAUCACUUAUAUAGAUUACAAUGACAAGUUGAAAAGGCACCCAAAACUCUCGGCACAAUGGUUCAAAAGUUUCCUUAAGAAGUAUUGAGAAUUUACCGUCAUUGUGAUGCUUUGAAAAUCAUCGUUAA